AUGUCACUUCAAUACACGGCAGAGUUCCUCGUUCAUCUGCGAGAAUCACCACUAUGCAUCAAACCGCCCGCGUUGCCACCUGCUGAAGAAUGGAUGGGACCUCUCCCCGACAAUUCUCGAACCCAAGGCAGCAGCAACAACAAUAACAGCCAGACCAAGACUCCUGCCGACAGAAGAAGCAACGACAACCCUCUGCUUGAUCAAACGAAUCGUCGCCCCGCCCUCGAUCGUCACGUCUCACGAAACAGCGCAAACCCCGAAGACAUCAUUCUUGGACCGCCCCGAACCGCUUUUGCUUCUGCCACCUUGCGCAACGGCAAACCUUUCGACAGCGAAAAGGGCAUCAAGGACGCUGACUCGCCCAGUCGCUUCAACUUUCGCAACCGCAACGGAGAUACCCCAGAGGGUGACCGCUUCCGCGACUCGAGAAACGCCAACUUCCGUCGUCGUGGUGACGGCGAUCAGGAUCAGGAGGGAUGGAGCACCGUCAAGCCACGCAAGAGCUUCGGACACGAGGGCGCCGAGCGCUUUCAAGGUCGCAUGGGCGCUGGUGGUGGCGAUAGGCUCCCCAACGAACGUCGUCCGCGUGAUCGCGAUGAUCGGGAGGGUCACAGAGACCGAACCCUCCGCAACUUUGAGCACCACGAUAAGGACAAGGACCAUGACCACGAGGAGGCUGAAUCACGACCCCGAAACGGUCUUAGCAGGGGCAAAUCGGAGCCCUGGUUCAAGAAUGACAGCAACAGUAACAACAACAUCAGCAACAACAGCAACGUUGCCAGCACUCCCGAGAAGCCUCCCAUGACAGCUCGCGAGCGCAUCGAUCGUGCCAAGAGCUGGAGAGACCGAAAUCGGGAUGCCGAGCCCGUUGAAGAGAAGACUACCAGCCGGAACUACGAGCGUCGUUGGGAUCGUGGUGAUCACAGGCAAGAGCGGGAGCCCGAAUGGUUUGACGAACCUGCCGGAGAAAAGUCAGGAGGCCACACGGAAGAAGAUUUCAAGAAGUUCAUGGAGAGCAUGAAGGCCAGCCGCAACGCCUCGGCUGGGGACAAAGCGCCAGUCGCGGUCGCCGAGGCUGCGAUCAAGGCCGAGCAGCCGGCUGUCGCUUCAGCGCCUGCUGUCGAGGUUGGUCCCGACCAGUUCUUCCUCAAGUUUGCAUCCACCGCCGGCUUGGAUGCCGGUUCCCCCAUUGAACCCAACAAGGAGACUCCCGCCAAACCUAAGACUGGCGGUGGCAAGUCGUCGCGCUUCACGUCCUUCUUCAAUGCUCCUCAAGACGACCCCAGCCGUCGCAUGCAGACAGAGCCCUCGACACCUCUUGCUGGACUGUCCAUUGGUGCUCCUGAUGGGUCUGCGCCGGCUCCCGAUUCCGAGAAGCAAGCUUUUCAGGCUUUGCUCAUGAAACUGCAGCGUUCCAACGUCCAGUCUUCUACGCCCCCCGCAUCGCACCCUUUCCAGGAACCCCCCCCACUUGCGCGUGAACCGGCUUCUUCAAGUUCGGUAGCGUCGCCCGAGCCAUUCCAGCAAUAUGGCGGCGAGCGCCGGGAGGAACACCGUCCUCGCAUGCCCCAAGCCUCGAUGUCUAUGUCGGACAUUCUUGCUCCGCGCCCCACGAUGCCAGGCCAGCAGCCUGCUGUCCGCCAAGACCAAUUGCUUCAGGAGUUGGUUGGCCAGCGUCAUCAGGCCUCUAGCCAGGGCUCAGGUAGAAUGGAGCCGAACCAGGGUCGCAACAUGAGCAACACUGAGUUCUUGAUGAACUUGAUGAGAAACCAACCCGAGCCUCCGCGCACCGAGCAGCUUCUCAUGCGCAUGCCGCAGCCUCAGCGUGCUGCUCAGAUCCCGCAUGCUCCAGAGCGUGAUCCCGACUUCCCGCAGGGGAUUCCCCAGGGGAUCCCGCAGGGCAUGCCGCAGGGCGGCCGUGGUUCCCAACGCCAGAUGAGAGGCCAAGGCCCGCCGGGCUUCAUGGACGAAGCAUUCCACCACCCGGAACCCGAGGCUCGUAUGCAGCCUACACAAAUUCUGCAGCGCCCUCCUCCGCCACCCGGUUUGGAUCAGAUGAAUCCCAACUGGAUCCAGGGCGGCGGUCCCCUUCCCCCUCAACAGAGAUCUAUUAUUCCUCCUCCUGGUCUUGCGGGCGGUCCUGGACGCAAUCACCCCAUGGGUGCCAUGUUUCCGCCCAACUUCCCUCCUGGCGCAUUUCCGCCCCCGGAGGUCAUGGCGGGCCCGCCCCCGCGCAACAUGCCACCUCCUCCGGGCUUCUUCGGCGGCCCUCCUCCUGGAUUCAUUCCUCCGCCUGGAAUGCCUGGAUUCCCUGGUCCUGCCGGACCCGAAGGUCACGGUUUCCACUUUGACGGACGCAUGCCUCCCCCGGGCGCCGCUCAGGCGUUCCGGAGACAGUAG
Messenger RNA from Colletotrichum higginsianum IMI 349063, 2400 nucleotides. RefSeq lists its product as uncharacterized. The transcript has 3 exons. The record is from RefSeq and is a predicted model, not a curated record. NCBI's taxonomy places the organism in Eukaryota, Fungi, Ascomycota, Sordariomycetes, Glomerellales, Glomerellaceae. Bases 1 to 2400 code for a protein of 799 amino acids.